Messenger RNA from Arvicola amphibius (Eurasian water vole), 2421 nucleotides. It is a transcript of the gene Luc7l, whose product is annotated as LUC7 like. Gene Ontology annotation, biological process: mRNA splice site recognition. NCBI's taxonomy places the organism in Eukaryota, Metazoa, Chordata, Mammalia, Rodentia, Cricetidae. The transcript is spliced from 10 exons. The record is from RefSeq and is a predicted model, not a curated record. Gene Ontology annotation, cellular component: U1 snRNP; U2-type prespliceosome. Gene Ontology annotation, molecular function: mRNA binding. The coding region runs from base 1261 to 2217 and encodes 318 amino acids.
ACCAUCUUUCGCUGCCGCUGUUCCCGCUUCUGCCGUUGAGUUGUGAGGAGCUUCGCGGCCGUCCCCACUGGCCACCAUGUCCGCCCAAGCGCAGAUGCGGGCCCUGCUGGACCAGCUCAUGGGCACGGCUCGGGACGGUUCAGUGUAUCUUUGCCUGCCUACAUCAAUCUGCAAGGGAGUUGCAGAAAAGCCUCAUGUUCAUCGAGCCGUGAGUCACAACCAAUUUCUAAGCUGUUAUAACAAAAAAGUGUUUGCUUUUUUUCCACAAGUAACUUUAAAAGUGUAGUUUAGAAAGAAAACAUUUUCAGUAAAAAGACACUACAUUAAUCCUGGAUGCUUGCAAAUCCUGAAAUAUAUUCCUCCUUGACUAUUACACAGCACUGUGUCCUCUACACAGAUUAGCCUUAAAAUUUGUCACAUACCACUUUGCCUUUACUUUUAUGUAUCAUUCCCCCUGACUUCCUUACUGCAGGUGUGGGCAAGAAAACUUUUCCUUUAAAACUUUUCAACAGCGGGCAUAAAAUUCUGCAGCUGAGUUCUUGAAGAAUGCAGAUGGGUACAGUAUGUGUUGGAGUUCACAGUGUGUAUUGACUAACCUGAUUCCUUUUUGCUUUCUUUGGUAUUGUCUUGUUAAAAGUGACUCCCAGGUGCCAACUUCCCUUUGUAAGGGUGGGGAUAAAAGGGGCAUAACAAGAAAAGGUCUAGAGAUAUUUAAGAGUCAGUGAUAGAGCUUGAAAACUUUGUCCUUCCUCUUGGCAGUUUUCGAUAAUAAAACACUGCCUAUUUGACUGCAACAAAAAGAUUAAUAAAUAGCUUUGGUUGGUGGGAAUUGCCAGCUAUAAGUCCUAUGUGGUAGAUUACCUGCUUCUUAGUUCUCAUGCCCACACUGGUUUGGGCUGAUUCCUUUUGGUACUCACUCUUCUGACUCCUUGACUUAAUGAUGGAGUUAGAUGUGAUUAAGUGUGCGCCUUCAUAAGAUACUUAGCUUGAAAAAAAUCUGCAUUCCAUUCCAAUUGUCGAUAUCUUUAGAUCAGUUUCUUUGUGUGUGAUGGGGAGAAUACAGAAAUACUAGUCUGCAAAUCAUCCGAGUGUAUUGUUUUGCCAGAUAGACUUGUGUAGUUAAUGAGAUACUACUUUAUUUAAAACCACAAAUGAAUUUCAGGAGAUGAAACCAGACAGAGGGUCAAGUUUACAGAUGACCGUGUCUGCAAGAGUCACCUUUUGGAUUGCUGCCCCCAUGACAUCCUUGCUGGGACGCGCAUGGAUUUAGGAGAAUGUACCAAAAUCCACGACCUGGCCCUCCGAGCAGAUUAUGAAAUUGCAAGUAAAGAAAGAGACCUGUUUUUUGAAUUAGAUGCAAUGGAUCACUUAGAAUCCUUCAUUGCAGAGUGUGAUCGGAGAACUGAGCUUGCCAAGAAGAGGCUGGCAGAAACUCAGGAAGAGAUCAGUGCAGAAGUUUCUGCAAAGGCAGAAAAAGUGCAUGAGUUGAAUGAAGAAAUAGGAAAACUCCUUGCUAAAGCAGAGCAGCUAGGAGCUGAAGGAAAUGUGGAUGAAUCUCAGAAGAUCCUUAUGGAAGUGGAGAAAGUUCGUGCAAAGAAAAAAGAAGCAGAGGAAGAAUAUAGAAAUUCUAUGCCUGCAUCCAGUUUUCAGCAGCAAAAGCUUCGUGUCUGCGAGGUUUGCUCAGCUUAUCUUGGUCUCCAUGACAACGACCGUCGUCUAGCAGACCACUUCGGGGGCAAGUUACACUUGGGGUUCAUCCAGAUCCGGGAGAAGCUUGAUCAGUUGAGGAAAACUGUGGCUGAAAAGCAGGAAAAGAGAAAUCAGGAUCGCUUGAGGAGAAGAGAGGAGAGAGAGCGAGAGGAGCGGCUGAGCAGGAGGUCUGGAUCAAGAACCCGUGAUCGCAGGAGGUCACGAUCUCGGGAUCGGCGACGGAGGCGAUCUAGAUCUACCUCCCGAGAGCGACGAAAGUUUUCCCGUUCCAGGUCCCGAGAUAGACACCGGCGCCAUCGCAGUCGUUCCCGGAGCCACAGCCGGGGCCACCGCCGGGCUUCCAGGGAUCGGAGUACAAAAUACAAGUUCUCCAGGGAGCGCUCAUUGAGAGAGGAAUCCUGGGAGUACGGGCGGAGUGAGCGAGGGCCCACUGACUGGAGGCUGGAGAGCUCCAAUGGCAAGACUGCAUCGCGGAGGUCGGAGGAGAAGGAGGCUGGCGAGAUCUGAACCUGGCUCUGGCACUGUAAAUAGUCUGACAAACGUUCAGCACAGCCUAAAUUACCCUUUAUAUUUGCUGGAUACAACUCAUCUUUUGUAGUUAAAAUUUCUAUUGUUUGGCCCUAGCUGUGAGUUUCUAGAGUUGUUCAGAGUUGCUCCUGUGUUUGGGGUUAUGUUGUAUAGGAACAAAUAAAUUUGACGGCUGCCUCAUGA